This is a messenger RNA of Scomber japonicus (chub mackerel), 1605 nucleotides long. It is a transcript of the gene phb2b, whose product is annotated as prohibitin 2b. Bases 34 to 954 code for a protein of 306 amino acids. Gene Ontology annotation, biological process: mitochondrion organization. NCBI's taxonomy places the organism in Eukaryota, Metazoa, Chordata, Actinopteri, Scombriformes, Scombridae. The record is from RefSeq and is a predicted model, not a curated record. Gene Ontology annotation, cellular component: mitochondrion; membrane. The transcript has 10 exons.
UCGUCUCGACCUUGGCGUUUGACGUGUAGCAGCAUGGCGAACAAGGAGCCCAGUCGCUUUGUCCAGCACUUGAGAGAUCUGGCAGGUCGGCUAUCUUCGUCUGGUGGCAGAGGGGCAGGAUUAGGACUGAAGCUGCUGCUUGGAGCUGGUGCUUUGGCAUAUGGCAUUAAAGAAGCCACCUACACAGUGGAGGGUGGUCACAGGGCCGUCAUCUUCAACAGGAUCGGAGGGAUGCAGAUGGACACUGUUCUGGCUGAGGGGCUGCAUUUCAGGGUGCCAUGGUUCCAGUACCCUAUUGUCUAUGAUAUCAGAGCCAGACCCAGGAAGAUAUCCUCUUUGACUGGCAGCAAAGAUCUGCAGAUGGUCAACAUAGCGGUGCGAGUAUUGUCCAGACCCAUGGCAUCCAACCUACCAACUAUGUACCAACAGCUGGGGAAGGACUAUGAUGAAAGAGUCUUACCCUCCAUUGUCAAUGAGGUCCUUAAGUCAGUGGUGGCAAAGUUCAACGCCUCACAGCUCAUCACGCAGAGAGCACAGGUGUCCCUGCUGGUCCGCAGGGAGCUGUUUGAGAGAGCCAAAGACUUCAACAUCAUUCUUGACGAUGUGGCCAUUACUGAGCUGAGCUUCAGCAGCCAGUACACUGCUGCUGUAGAGGCCAAGCAAGUUGCCCAGCAAGAGGCCCAGAGAGCCCAGUUCUACGUGGAGAAAGCCAAACAAGAUCAGAGACAGAAGAUCAUCCAGGCUGAGGGAGAGGCUGAAGCUGCCAAAAUGCUGGGGCGAGCAGUGACGAAGAACCCAGGCUACCUGAAGCUGAGAAGAAUCAGAGCAGCACAGAACAUCGCUAAGACGGUGGCAUCAUCUCAGAACAAGGUGUACCUUAAUGCUGAAAGUUUGGUCCUGAACCUACAAGACCAUACAGUUUUUGACAAUUUGUCACUGGCCAAAAAGAAGUGAUGAAGACACAAAGAGAAGCAAUGGAUCUGCAUCUGUUAUAAACUUAUAUGAACAGUCUGUCAGUUUUACAUAGAGAAUCAAGAAUGGAGAUUUUUAUUUUUAUUUUUGCCACUCAGACAUUUGGAAGUUGUUGCAUUAUCGUUGAUGUUUGUCAAUGAAUUGAUGUGAGGGAACAAAAGAGUGCUCUAAUUUUCACAAUGAGCUGAUCAGUAGUAAGAGAUUUGUUUUUUGACAAAUAGAAAUACAAAAUCAAACAAACCAAGAGGAAGCACACUUAUCCAGUGAUUCUUUUUUUUGUGAUUGGAGUGUCUUGCAAGAGCCUUUUUUUAAAUAAAAAUGUAUGCAACAGUAAUUCAGGAGGAGUUAAUAGGUCCAGAAUGUCUAUGAUGUAUGGGACAUCACUGCAGCACAGAUCCUAGUGCUAAUUGACAGAUUUCAUUGCAGUAUUAAUUUCCCAUAUUUUUUACUCUAGACAUCUCAUCACAAGCUGUUCCACUCUGCCUCCUAAUACUUCUCACAGGUAUGACAUGAGAAUGUUUGCCAGGUGUUGUAACAGAUGUUUGGCUGUGUGUGUGGAUUCAGCCACUUGCAUUGGCAGACCAAGUUAAUACAACCUAAUUUAUGAUUCAAUAAACUUUUACUUUAAGUGAA